Oreochromis niloticus (Nile tilapia) is the source of this 6967-nucleotide messenger RNA. RefSeq names its product piggyBac transposable element derived 5 (gene pgbd5). Gene Ontology annotation, molecular function: transposase activity. The transcript has 7 exons. Gene Ontology annotation, biological process: non-replicative DNA transposition. The record is from RefSeq and is a predicted model, not a curated record. Bases 687 to 2327 code for a protein of 546 amino acids. NCBI's taxonomy places the organism in Eukaryota, Metazoa, Chordata, Actinopteri, Cichliformes, Cichlidae. Gene Ontology annotation, cellular component: nucleus.
UUGUUAGUUUGCUGUUUUGCAGUUAACGGCAAAUGUAAUAAUAGUUGUAAAUUUAUUAUAUCUAUAAUCUAAUAAAAUAAAAUAAUUUUAAAUUUUAAUUUUCCCCGUUGUCAUUUUCUGCGUCCACCAUUAUUAUUCUUGCACUGUAUUAUCGUUAGUCAUCAUAAUCUUCCUUCACCUCAGCUUUAGCAGCUGCCAUCAGCCGCACCGCUCCUGUCCGAGUUUUCUUUACAAAGUGAAAUCUUAUUGGCUGGCAGUGCAGCGCUACGGCGUCAGGUGAUUCAGUGCCAGCCUCUACUCUCUCUACUCCUCGGAGUGGAUAAAUAACUGGCUGGUCUCUCAACCCGGAUGCUGUGCCAUAACUAUUGAUGAUUUUGCCCAGUGAGCAGCGCUGUGGGCAGAGCAAGGGAGCGGAAAUAUUCCAGUACCCUUGAAGCGGACAGCUGCCACCGGAUCUACACUUUGCUGACCGCCGGGCUCCGCAUCCGAGCUGGGACGGCAGGUGGAUCAAAAUUCAUACCAAACACAGGGGAGGGUGUGAUCGCCACACUGAAGGCAAAAACGUCCCCUGCUCCUGCAAGAUCGUGACCACUUGCACGCCACUGAGGAGGUAGUGAAAGGGUGAGAAAGAGGGUGGAAGAAAGAGAAAGGGGGGAGGAGAGAGGAGCAUCACUACAGAGAGAGAGAUGGCGGAGUGCGGGCGGAAGGCGCUGUCUCUCCUGGAAGCGGCCCGCUCCCGGUACGAGAGCCUGCAGAUAUCCGACGACGUGUUCGGCGAGUCCGGGGACGACAGCAGCGACAAUCCCUUCUACAGCACCUCCGGAGACUCCGACUCUGAUAACUACAUAGCCGAGGUAGGUGAGGAGGAUCAGCAGCAGCAGCAACAGCCACCGCAGCAGCAGCACCACCACCACCAUCACCACCAGAAACGAGGCGAUAAGGAGAGUGGACACAGCGGGGGAACAGGAGGUGGCAGCGCAGCAGGACCCCCCGGCUCCUUAUCCCGUAGUCAGGCAGAGGAAGAGGGCUGGACGGAGACUCUGCAGGAUGUCACGGUCCCGCCGUACAAUGAUACAUACGGACCUGCUCAAAAGAUGCCGGCCACCGCUACAGCCUUGGACUUUUUCCAGCUCUUUGUCCCGGACAACUGCAUCCAAAACAUGGUCACUCAGACUAACAUGUACGCCAAGAAGUUUCAGGAGCGGUUCGGCUCAGACGAAGGCUGGCGCCCCGUCACGGCCCAGGAGAUGAAGGCGUUCCUGGGCUUUGUCACCUCCACCAGCGUGCACCGCUGUGAGUCAGUGCUCAGCAUCUGGAGCUCGGGCUUUUUCAGCAACCAAAGCAUCGCCUUGAAGAUGAGUCAGUCGCGUUUUGAGAAGAUCCUCAAGUACUUCCACAUUGUGGCUUUCCGGCCAUCACAAGGAAGCAACCAGGGCCUUUACAAGAUCCAGCCCUUCCUGGACUCGCUGCAGCAGUCCUUCAGCUGCACUUUCAGACCAUCACAAACACAGGUUCUUCAUGAGCCCUUGAUAGAUGAGGACCCAGUGUUCAUCACCACUUGUACAGAAAGAGAGCUGAGGAAGAGGAAGAAGAGAAAGUUCAGCCUCUGGGUUCGACAGUGCACCUCCACCGGUUUUAUCUGUCAGAUCGCAGUCCAUCUGAAAGACGGCCAGGGUACAGAUGGUCUGGCCACCUUGAAGAACAAACCUCAGCUCCACAGUCUUGUGGCUAAGCAGCUCUGCCAGAACAUUUCCGGAAAAAACGCCAUCAUCUUCACUGGGCCAUCCAUCACGAGCCUCAGCCUCUUCACAGAAUUCAGCAAACAAGAUAUCUAUUGUUGUGGUUUGCUUAGCACCAGGAAGAGCGACUGUACAGGCUUACCGCAAAGCAUGCUGGUCUGUGGCUCCACGCCUGCUCAGCGUGGCCAGUCUCGCAUAAUGAUGAAAGGCAGCAUGUCGCUCAUCAGCUGGUACAACAAAGGACACUUUAAGUUCCUUGCCAAUGCCUAUUCCCCAACAAAAAAAGGGCUGAUCAUUAAGAGGAAAAGCGGGGAGAUCCCGUGUCCUUUGGCUGUUGAGGCCUUUGCGGCACACCUCAGCUACAUCUGCAAAUACGACGACAAGUAUAGCAAGUACUUCAUCUUCCACAAGCCUAACAAGACAUGGCAACAGGUGUUCUGGUUGAGCAUCAGUAUUGCCAUCAACAACGCAUACAUCCUAUACAAGAUGUCUGACGCCUACACAGUCAAACGCUACAGUCGAGCGCAGUUUGGAGAGAGACUGGUCAGAGAGCUGCUUGAUCUAGACGACUGCUCCCCCACGCAGUGAGGAAGAGAAGGAGGAGGUUGAUGAAGACAGAAGGAGCUCACAACAAAAAUACUUAACACAACCCCCCCCCACACACACACAUACAUUCACGCUCAACCUUACAGACUUUGCAGUCUGUGUCUAUGUGAUAAUACUGAAGCAGUGCCAAGCCUAUUUCUCUCUUCCUAUAGUGGUUUUUGUGGCUCUGUAAAUAUUCAUUAACACACAACUGCAUACUACACAAUAAUCGUGAGCCAUGAGACUCGACUGCAAUCAUUAACCCCGCAGAUUUACUAAGGAUUUGUCAACAGGAGCUUUUUCACAAGCAGAGCUGAAUGAUGGAACAGGAAAAGCAAGAAGAUUUCACUCCUAAAUGAUGUCAGCUUCAAGUUUUAACGAGUUAAAUUAUUUAUACAAGCCUGAAUGAAACUUCUGUCCAAACACCAUAACCGUCAGGCUGAAAGGCUACAUGUAGCUCAAUAUUUACACUCUGCAAAAACACCUGUAACAAAGUCUUAGUAAACCAGGAAUAAGGUGUGUUCACACGCUGCAUGCGUUAAGAAUCUCGAUUGUGAUGUUUACUUGUUCGGUGUGAAAAUGAUUUCUGCUCCAGGUGAGUUUUGAAAAUUUGUACGUGUGUAUUUAGUAAGUGGAAACUGCCGUUUGUGUGUGCGACAUUGAGCCAGAGGAUGUAAAUGUAUGGCUUUUGUGACCCAGAUGUGUUGUUGCUGCAUAUUGUACCUAUGAGAGAAAGACUGUCAGUCGCUAUAAAGCCACACCCAGCAGUGUGCCACAGCUUCACAGCCUCCCAGAAAAGACCAAAAAGAGUCUUUAAAAAGUUCCUGCUUCCAGUUUUUUUAAUUGUAAUAAGUAAUAUGAAAUAAACGGCAAUAAAGUUAAAGCUAGGAAAACAUAUUCCUAGGUUUUGUUUUGUUUAUCAAAGAGUUUGCUUCUUGAACUCAGGUUAACUGUGUGUGUAGGUGUUGAUUUUAUUUGACCACAGAAAUUAACAACUCCACAACUGUUAGCAAAUAUUACCCAAUCCUGAUUGGUACACAUAUAUAUAUAUAUAUAUGUGACUUUUUUCUGUAGGAUUGAAAGGCCUAUACAAAGGAAGCAAUUAAUAGAAUAGAAAACAGGCAUUCAGGGUCUUUAACAACAACUCUAACAACAAAUGCUGUCACAUCUGCGUCCCGCUUUUGUACCAAGAACACUUUUUUUUUUUUUUUUUUUUUUUUUUUUUGGCAGGAAACUCGUCAUAAUCAUGUGAUUCAUUACACUUUAGUGUACUUUAGCUUUGCAAGGAAGAACAUGCUCAAAUCUCCUCGAUUAAAUGAGCCAGUGUUGCUAGGCAAUGAGUAUAAUCUUGGCCAAUGGACAGGGGUUUGGGUAACAUUCCUUGGCAGCGCUUAGGUCCAGAAAGCAAAAACUAAAUCACUGGUGGCUUAUAAAACGUCUUAACAAAACAAAUGUUUGAACAAAUUAUAUUCUUUUUCUCAGUUGUUUUUGGCACAUUUCACCAAACAUUAUUUCUCAGCACAUUUUUGAAAAAUGCACGUCCCAAAACCUUAGUCUGUCAGUGAAUAAUGCUCUGCCCUCACAAAUCACACCACGGUAAACCGAGACGCUGAAAACUAAUUUUUCAUCAGAAUGACCGACUAGAAGUGUGUUCCUAAUCUUUGUCAUUUCCAAAAGGUUUUUCCCAACUUCUUUUCAAUGACUGAAAAUGUAGAUAGCACAAUGCAGAACAAAAAAACGUCUCCCUUUGCAGGUUUUGCCUGUUUCUAACAACCUGCUGUAACUCUGUAGCUCUAUAAAUGUGUUUUAUAGCACUCUUACUCCUGAAUUACACCUUUAUGCUAACCUGAUCGUGUAUCUGAGAGGAAUAUGUUAAACCAAACACCAUGAAGCUUCUUACUUUGGAGUGUAAAACUAAAUAUAAAGAAAGCUGACCUGCCUCGAACAAAAAGACACAUACACUUAACUGUUAAAAAUUCUAGACAAUAGUGAUUAGUCAUCAGGCUAAAUGUGCUAAAUAAUUUGCAGUACGCCAUCAGUUCACAACAUCCCACGCUAAAGAGUUUAGACACGACAGAAAGAAACUUUCUUAAAGCCCCUGAAAACUUUGUUUCAAACUUUUUUUUUUCCUAAAGACCAGAAAGCAAAAGUGAGGGAAAUACAGUCUACAUUCAAUACAAAGUGACAGUGAGGAUGCCGUUUGAUUUGAACAACAGAUUGUACUUACAAGAGCUUAAUUCACAUAUUCUCAAACUCUAAUUGGUGUAAAGGCAUACACGCCAUUACGAAAGACUAACAACUAAAGUUCAAGCGCCACUUUGAUGCUGUUAUACGGGUUCAUUGGCAAACAAAGAAUCAUUCUGUUGUGGACAAAUAACCAAAAUUUGUAAAGGAUUUCAUGUUGUUUCAAUAUGUUCAACUGUCAUUCAGUAAAUGAGCCAAAAACACCCCCCAGGCUAUAACACUGCUGUCUGUAGCUUUAACAAGGACAAGGUCAACACUUUAUUGUUGUGCAGGAACGUGUUAUGAAGACUAAGUGAAAGGUGUCGGCGCGUGCUUGCCCCAUCAGCAUGGUUCAAAGUGUGUAUUCAUAUACUGGUAUGAUGACAGUCUUUAUGCUGGUAAAGCAGAGUUGCUGAGCGAAUUGGUCCCACCCCCGUCACAGUCUUGCACUUUGAGGAGAGCUAUAAAGUUAGCAACACACAUAUUAAAUAAUAAUUUUAGUUUUGAUUUCAAAUUGAAAAAAUAAAUGAUUCUCUGCUCUCACAGAUGAUUUUUGUAAAUAUUAGUAGAUACAUGAAAUAGAUUGUAUUAAAAGAAAAUACACCAAUGAUAUACGAAUGAAAUUUAAUGACUGUAACCAAAACAGAGAAUUCUACUUCCACUGUAGAUUUAGAGAAAGUGCAGUACUGUACGUCUGUGUAUAUUUUGUUUACAAAUUACUGUGAGUGUAUGUCCAUAAUCACACUCUUACUGACACUCAAGAUUGUGAUUUCUUAUUAAUCUUUUUCACUAAUCCAAAGCAUUGUUGUCGCCGUUACUCUUGCCUGUGUGUGUGUGAGAAACCCACUGAAUGUUGUAGCAUUGUUCACCCCGAAGUAACACUCUGAAUCUUAGCAGGCUCUUCUGUUGUGUCAAAUGUUUGUCAACUCCUCCUUUGAUUACAAUAUUUGAUAUCCACAGAUUUGUUGUGUAGUUUGCCAUUCACUUGAAGUGUAUCAUAAUAUCGACAUGAAAUACAGACGUGGACAUUGUAGAAGCAGUCUGCCACCGUGCUGCAUUCAUUGGCAACUCAGAAUUUACACUCUCCAACCUGAAACAAUGAAAGUAAAUUGUACCAUUAGAUGGAUUUUGUUUUUAAUAACGCAAAUUGUGCAUUUUGCAUCAUUUACACCGAAAAUGCAAAGUAACUCUUGCUACUAUUACAGUGCUACUGCUGAGCACUUGUGGUUCAUAGAGUUUUUUUCUAUUAUGCAAGGGUAAGGUGUGAGUUUUUGAACACAUUUCAAGACCAUUAAUAGAUUAGACAGGCUCUAAUGUAUUGGUUAACUUUAUGCAUCUCUCCAUCAUUUUCUUUGACUUAUCCAGUUCACGGUUGCAGGGUGGAGUGUGUCUCAGAUGUCAGAGGGUAAAAAGUGAGGUAUAUCCUGGGCAGGUUACCAGUCUAUGGCAAGGCGUUCAUUUUAUCUGUUAAUAAAUAAUAAUAAAACAUCCCAGUCACUGUCAAUAGAUUGCUAUUUUGGAGAAAAGGGUAUGGCUAAGCCCCUUAAGGCCAGAAAUCUUGACAUCUGAUUGGCAUUUAAAGCCUUAAAAAACUUAAACCAGAACACAGUGGGUCUUACUACAAACAUGUGAGUGUUUUGUGUCUUUUCACUUUUGAAUUAAGUCUGAUAUCUUCCAUUAAUGAUCAUACACCUAGACAUAAUAUGUAGAUGUGAGAAAACAAGAUGUAAAUGAUAAAGAAGGGAAUACUGUGGAGCCAUCAGGUCAGAAAUAUUUGCCUUUCAUGUGGAUUCGUCAGGAAGAAAAAAUGUUGCCCAAACGUUAACUGCAUGUAAAUUAUGUACAAAAAGAUAACAUGAAAUUAGUCAGACUCAUUUCAUGUGUGUUUGUGCGUUGUGUGCUGGUUUAUCAUCUCCACACAGUGUCUCACAGAUGUCUGUCGCUAUCUGUGAGACAGAUGUAAUACUGAAGCAUUUUGAUGAGCGAUAGCUUUGGACAUGUUAAAGAUUUAAAGUGACUGACCUCAGGGCUUCAUAACUAACUGCUGUACAAUAUAUUCACUCACACAAACAGCAUAUAUACAGUACUUCUAUACCCUUAUCAGGUGCUUUCAAACCACUGUACAUUUAUUGCUCUAAUCAGGAGCUUUUUUGCAAGAGUUGUACCGCUAUUAUUUCCAGAUAAAAUGUCAGAAAUAACAAUAUUACCAAGCACCAAAAUGUGGUAAAAAUGUUCCGCUUCCCAUGAUUCUGGUUUGAAAUGGUGGCUGCAGGAUGUGGCAUAAGCGAUUACUGUGGGCUAAGUGUUAUCUAGCUUCACAGAAGUGCCAGAAGGAUGUGUGUAUGUGCAUGUAAUGUUAAAGCUGGCUGUGUUUAAAAAACAAAUGUAAUAACCGGUGUAUGCUGGACCAAAUAACUUUC